Paramecium octaurelia is the source of this 2240-nucleotide messenger RNA. NCBI's taxonomy places the organism in Eukaryota, Ciliophora, Oligohymenophorea, Peniculida, Parameciidae. The record is from the annotation of a GenBank genome assembly.
CAUGAACUUUGGGUUUCGUUUCAAGUAAGCCAAGCCAACCAAAUUCCCCUAAUCGAAUGUAUGAAAGAAUGUGUAAAAAUAGAAUCAGACUCUGCUCACCAUUGAUGAUUGUCGCAAGAGAUUGCUCAAUUUUCAACAGUAAGAUUGUUUAAAGGGGAAUCUUGAGGCCUGUUCCCAGUUGGAGAAACAAUUGCUCGAGUAUUUGACACUUUUGGAUGAAAUUCUGAAACAGCCUCUCCAAGAGGAAAUUACCUUCUCUUGGAAUGAUUCCUACGAGCCUGUAAGUCAGAUAGACAUAUUUUUAGAAUAAAUUCACUUAAUCAAAUUAAUGGCAUUACGAAUAUGCAUGCCAAUUAUACAACUUAGGCAUCCUGUACUACCAUCAGGCCCAGAAUGAACAGCAAAUCAAAAUUUCUCUAAACAAAACUCGAAACAUGCUUUGGAGUUAUCAAAGACUGCAAGAAGUCUUGCCCUUUAUUAAUUCUAAAAUUGUCUAGCAACACUCAGAUCUCUCAGUUGUUCACAUCUACAUGUUGAAUAGUUAUGUAAUGAUUACGUGUUCCACAUUUAGGCACAAGCUUUUGGAUAUAAAAAGCUCUAUGAUCAUUUCAAAACUCAAAAGGGGAAUUAGGAAUAACUGGACAGUCUCAGUCUUCUGCAGGAGGCUAAUAAAUAGUAUGACUCGGCAAUACGAUAUUUGAUAUAAUCCAAGUAAUGCAACAAAAAAUAGAUUCCACCAAUUAUUUACAAUCAACUAUUGGAGAAACUAACCAAUGAUAGCACAAUAUCGGAGGUCAUUCUAUACAUCGGCUUGGGAAAACUGAUGUCAGAGACAGCCAAAGAGUUCCCCAAAGAGUAGAGAAUGGGAAAGGCAAUAGCUUAUAUCAAUAAGGCUGAAUCAGCCAUAGCAACCAUCUUCAAAAAAUAUAAAUAAAAAAAUGAGUUCCUAGUUACACAAUAGUAAUUCCAUUUAUUUAAAGUGCUAGACCUUAAAUUGCAAUUUUAAAGAAGGAGUAUGUCUACUUGAAUGACAAGGUGAACAAGAACCCGAUUGCCAAAGAGUAUGAAUUGUUGCCACUCCCUCUGAAGCAAGAUUUGAUCAAGCCCAAAGCACCUGAUGUUUACGAUCAGAAUUAUGAAUAAAAGCAGAAGCAAGAGGAUGAGAAGAGACUUGGUGUAAUAAAGCUAAUUGAGGAGAUCAAUUCAAAAAAGUUGUAGGCAAAUUAGAAAUUGGUUGAGUUCUAAAAUACUUAUACGACCAUAUUCAACAAAUAUAAUCUACAAUUUAUGUUAGACGCAUUUUAAAAUGCUGAAUCUUUGAAACUAACACCUUCCAUUUAAGAGAAGGUAAACUUCAUCAAGGAAAGGGGUGGUUGGAAAGGCUAUUAACAAUAGAUCAAUAAAAUUCAUCAAUUGUAAUAGGAUUAAGGAAGGCAGUUGAUUAAAAUAAAGAACAUGAUUGAACAGCAGUCUUAAAAUGAAGGCAACGCAGAGCAGGGAAAGAAACAAUUAAGUCAACAAUAAAUUGAGGUCUUUAAAAGAGUGCUAGAUGGUAUUUUUAAGGUUUUAAUGUUCGUCUAGAUGUGCAGAAGAGACUCCUAGAGGCUAGUUACAUUAACAAAAACAAUGAGGACUAGGUGCAAAAAGUGAGGGAUCAAUUAUUAUUUGUUGAAUAAAAUAACAAUUAGAUGAUUAGUAGCAAAAUACAAACUUCUUUGUAAGAGUCGUAAAAGUUUUACAGGCAGAAUAUUCAAAAUUUGAGAACUUUGUCAUUGUCUAUUGAGAUUAUCAGCAAUAAGUUGGAACUGAUAAAACAAUAAUUAGCGAGUUUAGAGAAGUACAUUGAUGAUUUGAGAUUGGAUAAAAGUAUGAACACAGGACUAGAUUAAUUUUUAUAACAAUAGGUUAUGAAGAUCAUCAACUAGAAGAUUAAUGAUUAUAAUGCUAUAGUAAGAAAAGCUUGUAAUUAUGAUAGUUCUAAUCAAUAAAUCUUACUUAAUUAGAAGAGGCUUCGAAUCAAUUGACAUAGCAUACGACGUUUAUGGAUAUUGCAAAUCAAGAUGAAGCUGAAUUUGAGAAUUCGCUGCUGACAAUUACUGAAGCCUUCCAAAAUUUGGAUUAUGGUCAAUAGUUCUAUGAGUAUCCAAUAAAUUCUAUUAUCUAGAUCGAUAUCCUUGCAGAUAACAUAAAUAGCUUCGGCUCUGUAGGAACUAAUCAAUAGUGUUAAUAAGUGAUGGGAU